AUGACCUGUACAUCACACGAUAGGAAAAAGUUAGAAAAUAACAAAUCAAAAAGACAACCAAUACGUCGACAACCACCACCUCAUGAGAGAAUGGAUCCCACAUAUCAACCGAACUAUAGUUAUGAUAACAGAGGACAUAGACCUGAUCGCACACCUCAUAUGAGACCAGAUUUUGAUCAUAGAUUUGAUUACAGACCACAUUCGGUACCCGAUGUUUUUGGUCAAAAAGAUGGAGAAGAGACUAAGGGUAGUGGCGGCGGAACUAAGGAUAACAAAGGAAAACGUGUUACUGUAGUUGCUGUUAAAAAUAAACAACAAAAUAAACUUGUAUUUAGAUCAGUCAAUAGUCCAGAAACUAAAAAAACUAAACGAAUUGCACCCAAAAAAUUACAAUUAGUUAAAGAUCCGAAUUGGAAACAAAAUUUGCAAAAAUGGAGAGAAAGUAAAAGAAAACGAAGAAGAGGUGGCGGCGGCGGCACUGGUGGUGAUACUGAUGGCGAUACUGGAGGAGAUACAGGUGGCGAUACUGGUGGUGAUACUGGAGGUGAUACAGGAGGUGAAACUGGGGGUGAUAGUGGAGGGGAUACUGGAGGGGAUACCGGUGGUGAAACUGGUGGUGAAACUGGUGGCGAUACUGGAACUGGAGUAUUUAUUGCUAGUAUUGUAUAUUUUAGUGAACAACAACAACAGCCCAACCCAUCGGGUGGUGGACACAACAGAAGAAGAGGAGGUGUCCGGGCAGACAAUGUUCGGUCACACCUUACGAAUAGAUUGCGAUUCAGUGGUUCGGGUAAUGGAAAGCCAAACAACGGGUUUGGACACAGUGGGGCCAGAAGUUUGUCGUUGUCUCGCAAUAGUAAUUGGCGCAGGGAUUUAGCAAAUAGCAAAAUGAGACGCAGAGGUGGAGGUGUCGGUGGAACGGGAGGUUAUGGAGGUUCUGGAGGUGCUGAAGGUGCUGGAAGUUAUGGGGGUUCUGAUGGUACUGAAGUGUUAAUUAGUAUUACAGUCUAUCUAAGUGUAGAGCAAAAUAAACCCAAUAAAAGACGUUUAAUCCAAACAUUUAAUGUCAACUCAAGUCUUCCCAAUAGAAUGCGUUUCAGUGGUUCGGGUAAUAGACGGCUAAACAACGGGUUCGGACAAAGUGGGUCCAGAAGCUUAUCGUUGUCACAGAAUAACAAUUGGCGCAGAGAUUUAAAAAAUAGCAGAAUUAAACGUAGACGUAAUGGAGGUACGGAUGCGGGUGGAGGUGGAGGUAGUGAUGGUGGCGGAGAUGGUGGUGGUAGUGAUGGAGGUACGGAUGCCGGUGCAGCUGAUAGUGAGGCUGGACAGUGA
Oppia nitens is the source of this 1332-nucleotide messenger RNA. RefSeq lists its product as uncharacterized. NCBI's taxonomy places the organism in Eukaryota, Metazoa, Arthropoda, Arachnida, Sarcoptiformes, Oppiidae. The transcript is spliced from 6 exons. The coding region runs from base 1 to 1332 and encodes 443 amino acids. The record is from RefSeq and is a predicted model, not a curated record.